Messenger RNA from Hevea brasiliensis (rubber tree), 6207 nucleotides. RefSeq names its product ENHANCER OF AG-4 protein 2. The record is from RefSeq and is a predicted model, not a curated record. Gene Ontology annotation, cellular component: nucleus. The transcript is spliced from 14 exons. The coding region runs from base 386 to 4939 and encodes 1517 amino acids. Gene Ontology annotation, biological process: regulation of transcription by RNA polymerase II. Gene Ontology annotation, molecular function: transcription coregulator activity; double-stranded DNA binding. Lineage: Eukaryota; Viridiplantae; Streptophyta; Magnoliopsida; Malpighiales; Euphorbiaceae.
UCCCUACGCCCGUCGUCCGAAGGCCUCAUCUCACAAAAAUCUAUUCUCUCUAGCCCUCUCUACCUCGACCCACUGCCUUUAUAUUCUUGCCGAAAAGGCUGAAGCCUGCGAUCUCCCUACGUCCUCGUCGCCUACAAUUCUCAAUGCAAACCUCUUGUGCUUUCUAUCCUACCCCGUCGCCGGAACCCUAACCGGCCAUUCACCUCCGGCGAAUCCUCCGGCGAGGCUUAUUUGAGUCGUUCUUUUAAUGAUUUUUCUAUUUGAUUGUAUUGGCACCUAUUCUACUUCUUGAGUUUUAGGGUCUCUCUCUAUUUCUAUCUCUAGCUCUUUCUCUUUUUGCGUGCUUGUGUAAUCAACAACAGCAACAACAACAACAGUAACGCCUAUGGCUCCGGGGCGUAAAAAAGGAGCGAACAAGGUGAAGGCGAAGAGUCAAUUGAGUUUGGGCGAUCUCGUUCUUGCUAAAGUCAAGGGCUUCCCUGCUUGGCCUGCUAAGAUAAGCCGCCCUGAAGAUUGGGAGCGAGCCCCUGACCCUAAGAAAUAUUUUGUCCAGUUUUUUGGAACUGAGGAAAUAGCUUUUGUUGCGCCUGGUGAUAUUCAGGUAUUUACAAGUGAAUUAAUGAAUAAAUUGUCAGCUCGAUGUCAAGGUAAAAGUAAGUAUUUUGCCCAAGCUGUGAAGGAAAUCUCUUCAGCGUUUCAAGGGUUACAGAAGGAAAAGUCGAGCAGUUUACUAGGUAUUGAUAGAUCAGCACUUGGCUGUGAGGCUGCAUCUGUUGAUGGGAUAGCAGAUGAGAUACUUGAAUUAAAUGAUGGCAUGGGUACAAGUGAACCCAAAAGAGAAACGUGGGAUGAGGAAGGUGAUUUUCGUUCUAAGUUGAAGCAUUGUUCUCACAGACAAGGCCAAACUGAAUAUGAAGAUAUAAAGACUUCUAUUUCAUCUGAUGUGAAUGAUAAUUCAUCCCUGGUAAUGUCUUCUGAGAAGAAAAUUAAAAUAUCCAAUGAUGAACAACCAGAGUUAAAAUUAUCUACAUCAUGUUUGGAUAAUCAUUCUUAUGUAAUGCUUGAAGAAUCUGGUGAUGUACAUGAAAACAUUAGUUGCACAAAGAACCCUGGGAACGCUGAGGGUGCAUGGAUGAAUGGUCAUCAGUCUAAGAGUAUGGCUACUGAAACAAAGAGGAAACCUGAAGGUGCUAUUGAGGGGCAUAAAAGCAGUGGAUCUGCCGCCUGUGGCCUCCCUGAUAAUGGUAAAAAAUUGAAAGAUGGAGCACAAGAAAAAAAUACUUCUGGUGGCACCAUAAGGGGGUUUUCUACUGAUGCUUCUAAAUCAGAUUCUGAAAUCACAACUGGACAAAAAGCAAAAGAACUGCAAAAAGGAAAAAAUAGUUUGAUGGUGCCUGAUAGUAUGCAUGAAAAUGUUUCAAAUUGCGUUGGUGAGAUCUCUGACAAGAAAAAAAGGGCCCAAUCUGGGCUUGGAAAAACAAGUGAAACUUUACAUAGUGCAAAAAAGCCUAAGUGUUUAGUUCUGGGGGAUGCUACUGCUAAGGAAUCUAUCACAAAAAACAUGAAGCAUGUUUCUCCAAGCUCUAAUGCAGUUACUCAGUCCAAAUCACAUGAGAAAAGAGAAAUCCUCUUGGCUUUAAGAGCCCAAACAGGAAUAACAAAAUCUGAUGGUUCUGCUCAGGUGGCAAAAAAUAAAUCUGAUAUUUCUUCCCGAACAAGGAAGGUUAAAUCUGAUGUCUCCAUACAAAUGUGUAAAACUAAAGCUGAUGCUCCUACACCAGCUAGCAAAGUUAAAUCUGAUGCAUCUGUUCAAAUGGGUAAAGCUAAUUCUGAUAUUCCUGCUCAAACAGGAAAAGGUAAACCUGAUGUUUCCAGUGAUGAAGCGGUGCUGCCUGUAUCAAAACGUCAUAGGCGGGCAAUGGAGGCAAUGUCUGACUCGGCUUUCCUCAAUUCCAAUGAUAAGACUGAAAAAGUUUCUGUAGAACUGAAGAAGGACUCUUCUAAUAAUGCUAGAGUUCCGGUUAAUCAACUGCCCAAAAGACGGAGAGCUGUUUGCCUUUAUGAUGAUGACGAUGAAGAGGAAGAUCCCAAAACUCCAAUUCAUGGUGGAUCCACCAAAAGUGUUAGAGCGCCUUCAGCUGUUUUUGGUACUUCUACAAGAACGGACUCUCAUAUUGGGAGUACUGUUAAUUAUCAGCAUAGAAGCUCUAUUAAUGUUCAGCAAAGUGUUGAGGAUUCCACCAGAUUUGAGCAUAAUAGUUCAAAGGAAUUAUCUUCACAAUUGCGUGAUGAAUCUCUUUCACCUUGCCGACCGAAAAGUGUGAAGAGGCCUGACACACAGGACUUUGUUAGUCCUGGGAAAUUAGCAGCUGAGCAGUUAUUAUCUAAGGAUGUCAAAUUAAUGUUGAGUUCCCCCAAGAAGUCUCCUCAUCCACUUCCUGUGACCAGACCACCUCUUGAACAGCCUAAGGCCUCAAAACCUUUAGUUAAAGCUUCCAAUGGCGGUACUCUGAAGAAAGUCCAGUCUGGGUCUGGUAAGGUUUUGGGUCUGGUUUCUGAUAGUUUGAAUACUUCUCAGAAUCAUGUGGGGAGUCAAAGAAAUAGACCAGGUAUGUCUGGAGAAAGACACAAAAAUACUCCAAAAGGACAGAUGGGUGACCCUGCUGUUUUAACAGAACCAUCAACAGAACAAGAAGGGGUUACAGAAGAUAGAGGCAGUUCAUUGGUUGAUUCCAAGACUCCAGAUUCUGUUAUGUCCAUGAAGCACCUUAUAGCAGCUGCUCAAGCAAAGAGGAGAGAAGCUCACUCACAACAUUUCUCUCUUGGAAACCCUUAUUCUUCUUUUAUAUCCAUCAAUGAUCCUCAGGGAAGAAGUCCCAGUCACUCACCAGUUCAACCUUUUUUAUCUAGCAGCAGCAUUGUGUUACAGACUGAUCUACAGGGUUUUCAACAUCGUGUAGUUUCUCCAUCUACUCAUGGUCAUCAAUCAGCAUCAUGCAACCAAGUGGAUACUGAAGAAUUUGAGGAGCAAAGAGUUAGUUCUAGCCACAGGGCUGUCGGAGACUCUCUAAGUGGUGGAACUGAGGCUGCUGUAGCUCGUGAUGCUUUUGAGGGGAUGAUAGAGACUUUAUCAAGGACAAAAGAAAGUAUUGGCCGUGCAACACGGCUUGCCAUUGACUGUGCCAAGUAUGGGAUUGCAAAUGAGGUUGUGGAACUUCUAAUCCGGAAAUUGGAAACUGAGGCCAGUUUCCAUCGUAAAGUGGACCUCUUUUUUCUUGUUGAUUCAAUCACUCAGUGUUCACAUAAUCAUAAAGGGAUUGCUGGAGCUUCAUAUGUUCCAACAGUUCAAGCAGCAUUACCCCGACUUCUGGGUGCUGCUGCUCCUGCAGGAACUGGUGCUCGAGAAAACCGUCGUCAGUGUCUCAAGGUUUUACGAUUGUGGCUUGAGAGGAAAAUUAUACCUGAAUCUGUUUUGAGGCAAUAUAUGGAUGAUAUUGGAGUUUCAAAUGAUGAUUCUUCUGCUGGAUUUUCCCUUAGACGCCCAUCUCGAGCUGAGCGAGCUGUAGAUGAUCCCAUAAGAGAAAUGGAAGGCAUGCUUGUAGAUGAAUAUGGCAGCAAUGCUACAUUUCAGUUGCCUGGCUUUUUAUCGUCUAAUGUAUUUGAAGAUGAAGAGGAGGAAGAUGAUCUUCCCGGUAAUUCAUUGAAGAAAGGUGUUGAUGUGUCAUCAAUAGCAGAACCCACCUGUACUUUAGGAGAGUCAGAAAUUUGUAUUAUUACUUCAAAUGACAGGCGUCAUUGCAUCUUAGAAGAUGUGGACGGUGAACUUGAAAUGGAAGAUGUGUCUGGACACCAAAAGGUUGAAAGACCAUUGUUCACAAGUUCUUCUGAAAUGGAUGCACCACAGCAUUGCUCAGAUGGAGUUCUGGAGACUCUAGUCACCAAAUCUGUUGAGCUUCCUUCUCUACCAGUGGGUUCUCCACCAUUGCCUCCUGAUUCUCCUCCCCCACCGCCACCUUUUCCUCCCUCACCCCCGCCACCACCCCCACCUCCACCGCCGACAUCACCACCACCACCUCCACCUCCACCACCUCUUCCAUCACAGCCACCUCUUCCUGUACCACCUUCAGGCCCUUCACAAACAUUGGUACCUCAACCAUUAGCACCAUCUCAACCUUCAUUGGUAUCUCAAUCAAUUCUACCUUCUGUGUCAUCAUUGCAGUCCUCACCACAAUUGGUGUAUCCACCAGCUGUCCCUCAAGAAUAUUGUAAUUGCAGUACAUCCAGUGGUAAUCAACUUGCUCAAAUGUCUGGAAAUAUUCAUGGGAAUCUUAUGGAUGCCGGUGUAAAAAGUGAAUGGUUUCCCCAGAAGUCUCCUUCCUUCACUUCUGCAGCAGUUUGCAGUUCUAGAGAAUCUUUAGGAUAUAUUCCUUCAAGGCAAUUGGAAUAUGGACAUAAUGACCUGUAUUUAAAUCCCCAAGCUUCUCAACAAAGCCCACAUUUUCAACCAGGAAGUGCACCUUUCACACAAAGACCUUUGCAUCCAACCCUGCCACAAACUGCAUCUGGUCAAUUUUCUUUUGCAAAGCCUGCUAUUCAGCAACAUCCUCAGCAUUCAUAUCCUCGUCCGUACACUAUGCCUUCUCAUCCUGAUGGACGAAGGCGAUUUGUUAGUGAUGAACUUUGGAGAAUGCCUUCAAGUGAAUUUAACACAGAUAAUCAGCAUGGCACAUGGAUGAGCGGAAGAACCCCUACACAUGCUGGCCCUUCUUUUGGGCAGGAAGGUUACUUUCGGCCACCCCUUGAAGGGCCACCGGCUAACAAUAUUGGUUUUCAGCCCAACAAUUUACCAGCUGCAGCUCCAAUACCAGGUCAUGGUGUUCCACACAUGUUGCCGUGUAGACCAGACAUGCCGGCCCUUAAUUGCUGGAGACCUGCUUAAGAACAAGUCAAAAGCUUCCUCAAUGCUGUGGUGGGAAAACAUUGUUGUGAAUUCACUUCAUAAUACAAUUUAAAAUGAAGGUUCUGCUUCUGGACAAGAUACAACUGGCAUUUGAAGGUAGUCUUUAGACCAUGUGGAAGCUCUUGGCAGGACUGUAAAAUGUAAUAUUUCCUGACAAAUGUAUCCCGGGAACAUUUUCUUCUGAGCAUAGGCCCAUGUUUCUGACUUGGUUGGGCAAAACAUUAAGCCAAAAAUUACUGUCGUUUGUGGUGUUUCAUCAUGGUAAACACUGAAGAAUAAGAUUCUAUGGCAGACAAUUUCUGCAAAACGUUGAGUUAUUGGUUUUGGCAGUCCAUCAAAGAAUGGUCUUCCAAUAGCUGCAGCUGAAAGGGCCUGUAAAUCUGGCUUUAAACUCCACUUGGAUGUUGGCCAGAUGGAAGAACUGCUAUUGUCCUGAUCAUGCAAGUUUGAUGUGCUUGAUGACUUCCUUACACUAGAAAAUCCACCUGCAGCAAGAGAAUCAAUAGGUACAGGUGUUAAACCACUUGCUUCCCUAUCAACUGGCAAUACAGUUCUACUAGCUGCCUUGGAUCUCAGAGCUAAGCUCUUUCCUGUGAUUGCUGAACUUGCAGCCCCACUGCUCUCCUCCAUCAUCAGCAUUUCAGGUUGGCUGGAACGCCUUCUAACCAAUUUCUCAUUCCAUUUCUCUGAGUCAGAUUCCCUCAUCUCAAGAAGUUGGUUAUCAGCCACCUCAUCAUUCUCAUUUUGUAAACCAUUAAUGAAGCUCCUAGAUUUCCUAUGAUGGCUCAAAGGUGUAUUGGAAGCUGGUGAACGUCUAAGGUGUUGAACAUCUUCCAUUUUAGAACCUUGAGAAAUCUUUUGAUCUGCUAUUGGCUUAAGCCCAUAAUAACCUUGCAAAGAACUCAUGGCUGGAGAAACCUUCCGCUGUGAAGACUUGAGACUCAAGGAUUUGAAAGUGUCAAUGAGAUCCAGACAGGGUGAAGUCUGCUGAGAACUACAGUGUCUGCAAAAAUUGUUUAGCAUUGUAAUCAUGGAUAUUUGGGACUGAAUUCUAAUAAAAAGAUAGGGCAAAAAAAAAAAAAAAAAAAAACAAUGUUAGAUAUAGAACGUAAUUAAUGUUUUUUUUUCCCCCCUUUUCUGUCUAUCAAAUAUUAAGACAAUUGCCUCAUUUAUUGAUUCUAUAUAAUCUAAUAUGUCUACAAAGUAUAAAUUCUAUUAUUAAUCUAUUCCCUGCUUCUUAAUUGUGA